UAAAUUUAUGAAAAAAAAUAUUGUUCCGCGAUGGUUCCGCGUAAUUGAGUUCAUAAUUAAAUAAAUUUUACAUACUAACACUGAUAAAUUGAUAACUCUAAGAAGUGGAAUCAGGAUCCUAUUUGAGUGUAUAGUCCAAAAAACACAUCAAAAUGUUGCUUCCAAAGAACAUUCACCGGAAUUUUAUUCUGCCUAUAAAAAUGAACAAAAGUUCGAGAUUGAUAGUUUGUCGCCGUAAUUUAAAUACAGAUUCGAAUACACAACAUGAAAUCAAAGACAAAUACGAUGUAAUCGUUGCCGGCGGUGGAAUGGUUGGAUGCACUAUGGCUUGCGCUUUAGGGAAGAACUCAAUACUUUCCAAUUUAAAAGUGCUGUUACUGGAGGGCAGUCCCAGUCCGAGGUUUAACCUAAAGCCUGAAUAUAGCAAUAGGGUAGUGGCGUUGAGUCAGAACACAAAGACUUUGAUGACCUCUCUGAAGGCAUGGAGACAUGUGGAGGAUAUGCGUCUGCAGCCUGUACGACAUAUGCAAGUGUGGGAUGCCUGCUCUGAUGCCCUGAUUACAUUCAGUAGUUCCGAGAUCUUAGAUGACGAUGUGGCAUACAUAGUAGAAAACGAUGUGUUACAACAUGCUGUAAACACUGAACUGGCUUCUCCUGAUGUGAAGAAUGUGGACAUCGUAUAUGGAGCCAAAAUCUCCGGGUAUGAGUUAGCGAAGAACAAUAAAAUGGAUAGCUUGGUGACUAUGGAGAAUGGAGAUUGUUAUUCCUGCAAAUUAUUGAUCGGCGCGGAUGGAGCGAAGUCCGCGGUGCGAGAGGCUAUGGGCGUGCAAUACUUGUCGUGGAGCUACGACCAGAUGGGCGUUGUUGCCACUUUGGAGUUAGCUGAGGAAACUGAAAACACAACAGCAUGGCAGCGGUUCCUACCAACCGGUCCCGUGGCGUUAUUGCCCCUCAACUCCAGGCAGAGCUCGCUAGUGUGGUCCACCAACGUGGAACACGCGAAGCAGUUGCUGCAGUUGCCUGAGGAACAGUUCGUCGAUGCGCUGAACGAUGCCUUGUGGAAGCAAUACCCCCGCAGCGGCACCGUAGACACCAUGACAUCCUGGCUAAGCUCAUGCCUGAAAAACCUAGGUCUCCCGGACGGCACAGCCCGGCAAUUGCCUCCUUCAGUCCGUCAGAUCGCGCCUAAAUCGCGAGCCGCCUUUCCUCUAGGGUUUGGGCAUAGCACUCGAUACAUCGCUCCGGGCGUCGCGCUAAUAGGAGACGCGGCGCACCGCGUGCACCCGCUGGCGGGGCAGGGCGUCAACCUCGGCUUCGGCGACGUCAGAGACCUAACAGCUUUCCUCUCCGACGCCAUCUACACUGGACUAGACUUGUGCGACAACUCCUGGCUGGAGAAGUACGAGACGUCCCGGCAGCGCCACAACGUGCCGACCCAGCUGGCCGUGGACGCGCUGCAGCGGCUGUACGGCGCGCAGCUGCCGCCGCUCGUGCUAGCGAGGAGUCUCGGCCUGCAGCUCACCAACGCGCUGCGCCCCAUCAAGAAAAUGAUCAUGUCGCAUGCUACAACGUAAGCUACCAAAGAAAAGAUUAUAUCAAACGGUGCACGGCAGAAAAGGCUGAUAAAUAUAAUUAAGGGUGGUUAAGUAGACUAUAAUAUAUUAUAGUUAAGUUUGUACCUGAAGUGGAUAUGUGCAAUGUUUUAAGAACCCGUAAAAUUUGCAAAAAAAGGACACUGUAAUGAUAAUAAAAUCAAUUACGGAGUUAUAUCUAUCUUUGAUAAAAUUAAGUGUGUCACAGUGUUAGCGUUCAAAAGUAACAAAUUUGUCAGAGAAUAUUUCCAUAAUUUAGUUUCCUCAAAAAUAUAGAUAUAACUCCGUAAUAGAUGGAUACAGUCUAAGGAAAAAACGUGCCUCGAAAAUCACGAAAAUUUGAUCCUUGAUCAGAUGUCACCACUAGUUUUGGCCUACUCUCGUAUAGAGGGCGUUGACGGUUUCGUUUGUUAUUCAUAAUUUUAACGCAUAUCAGUGAAAGAACAUGGGUCAAAAUCAUAUAAAAAUAAUUAAUGCAAAUAAAAAAAUCAUUUAUCCAUAUUUAAAUACAUUUUAACGUAUUUUUAUAAAUCUUCAUUUUUAGUUUUAAAGUAUGUCGAUAGAUGGCAGUGAAUUUACAGUGGUUUCAAAAUUUACUAUGACAGUACCGCUCUAUCUUAUUAUAUCCUCUUUGGUUUCCUGAAGGUUAAGGUUAGAAUUUUGAUUAAAUCUAAUUAGCAGUUCCCGAUUGUAAUGUAUUUGUGGAAAAUUAAAUAUUUUGAAAUGUU
Messenger RNA from Cydia strobilella, 2320 nucleotides. It is a transcript of the gene Coq6, whose product is annotated as ubiquinone biosynthesis monooxygenase COQ6, mitochondrial. Gene Ontology annotation, molecular function: 2-octaprenyl-6-methoxyphenol hydroxylase activity; oxidoreductase activity, acting on paired donors, with incorporation or reduction of molecular oxygen, NAD(P)H as one donor, and incorporation of one atom of oxygen; FAD binding. Gene Ontology annotation, biological process: ubiquinone biosynthetic process. The coding region runs from base 153 to 1574 and encodes 473 amino acids. The transcript has 9 exons. The record is from RefSeq and is a predicted model, not a curated record. Lineage: Eukaryota; Metazoa; Arthropoda; Insecta; Lepidoptera; Tortricidae. Gene Ontology annotation, cellular component: mitochondrion.